This is a messenger RNA of Paramecium sonneborni, 2085 nucleotides long. The record is from the annotation of a GenBank genome assembly. NCBI's taxonomy places the organism in Eukaryota, Ciliophora, Oligohymenophorea, Peniculida, Parameciidae.
AUGUUAAUCAAUCGCUGUUAUUAUCCUGAAACUCGUAAAGCAAUCGAUCACUAUAGUUAUGCUCUGAAUGAAGAAAUAGGAAGGGGAUUUAGUAGCAAAGUAUAUAGAGGGAGAGAUGAGAAUAGUUAAAUGACAGUGGCUGUUAAAGUAUGAUAUUAAUUUGUAAGACAAGGUAAUUGAUAUGAAGAUGGUUAAACAGAGCAUUCAUGCUACAUUACUAAAGAAUGAAAUAAAUGCUCUGAAAUCAUUUAACUCAAAGAACAUACUAAAAUUGUAUGAUGUUUUUUAAACACAGAAUAAUACAUACAUCAUAACAGAGUAUUGCGAUUCUGGAGAUUUGAGUGGAGUGAUAAAAAAGAGAGGAAGAAUUGAUGAACCAGAAGCAUUGCGAAUCAUGAAUGAUAUAAUCACAGGAUUAUUAGAAAUAAAUUAAAAAGGUUACAUUCAUAGAGACAUAAAGCCAGCAAAUAUAUUGAUAGAGAAAUAGACUCCAAAAAUAGCAGAUUUUGGUUUUGCUGUAUAAAUAAACAGUAUGGAAGUGAAACAAUAAGGAAGACAUUAUAAUGUAGGGACUCCAUUAUACAUGUCUCCUUAGGCCUUAAGAUAAUAAGGUCAUACAGAAAAAGGAGAUGUUUGGGCUAUGGGAGUAAUGUUUUUUGAAAUGUUAUUUGGAUAAACUCCAUAUACAGCUUAAACAGAAUAAGGAUUGCUAACAGCAAUAUUGCAUCAUCAUCUUGUUAUACCUUCUCAUCCUUAAAUUUCAGAUGCUUCAAAAGAUUUCAUUCGUAGAUGUCUUUGUAUAGAUGAGAAUCAGAGAAUGAGAGUCAAAGAUAUGUCCACUCAUGCCAUAUAUUCACAAUUCUCUUAACCUGUUUAUAAACCUAUUCCAUUAUAAACUUAAUAAUCAUCCAAUAUACCAACACCUGCAACCCGAACUCCAAUAAUAAAUAAGGAUAGAUCUUAGAGUUAAGGAGUCAGAGAUUUCUAAUCCAGACCUAAAUGUCAGGUAUUCCUUGCAUAAUAAUUUAAGACAUAAAUUCAUAAUGAUAGUAAAGUAAGUAAGAGAUGUCCUUCAGAGAUGUAUCAUCUACCAAAUCCACCUACUACUGUUAUUGAACCUCCUACUUCUGAUCCUAUGAGAUCUAAAAGUCAAAAAAAAAUUACUGAAUCACGAAAGACCAUAACUCAAGAUAACUAAUUCGAAAAAAGAAGUUUUAAAAAAAAUAAUACUGUUCUUUAAGAGUAUUCUAUAAUAUUAUAUUUAGACGAUCUCUUAAUGUCCAAACUCAACCCUCUUAAAAUACAACACCUGUUUAAUCACCUAUUAAAUUCAAAUCAAAUAACGAUAUUUUAUUUGCCUAAAUUAAUUACUGUAGAUUUCUAUACAAAUUCUCUUAAUAAAUCAUUAAUUCAAGGUAAAUUAAUUUAUCAAAUGGUUUAAAAGAGAAAUUGUUAUUUUUAAUGGCUAAGAACAUUGCCAUGAAAAUCUCUAAACUUCAUACCAUUAUUGAUAAAGAGAAUUCUAAAGAUAAUACCUUCUAACUUGAAGAUUUCGAUGUGUAUAGAAAGGCUGAAUCCUUUUAAAAGUUUAGUUAAGCUAUUGCAGAAUAUAACGAAAACUAUAAAAGAUAUUUUGAUAAAACUUAUUAAAUGAUAGUUAACAAAAGUAAUAUUUUUUUAACUUAUUUACAAAGAUCUUCCUCAAGAUAAAAAGUUUGAAGCUUUAUUUGAUAAAGAUUUGAGUGAAUUCGAAAGUUUCUAUUUUAUAACUUAAUCAUAUCUUAGGUAGGCUUUGUAAGAAUUAAAGAAUGAGUUUCCAAACUCUAAUUCUGAUUCAGAUACCUUUCUACCAGAAGAGGUAAAUAUUUUUCAUAUUAUAAAUAGUUUAAUUUCAAUUAUUUUAUGAGUCAGUAAUUAUGCAAUUAUUUACUAAUUUGUCACUGUACUCUCUAAAAUAUGAAUGAUUAUAAGAAAUUCUCUAAGACAUUAAAAAUUGAUUAGAUGGUUGAUUAGAAAUAAAAUAGAUGCACUUAUAGACAAGUUGAAGAUCUAAGAAAUAAAAUAUAAGAAUUAGUUUCUAAGUGA